This is a messenger RNA of Ectocarpus sp. CCAP 1310/34, 3203 nucleotides long. The record is from the annotation of a GenBank genome assembly. NCBI's taxonomy places the organism in Eukaryota, Phaeophyceae, Ectocarpales, Ectocarpaceae.
GCAAACACUUCCAACAUGUCGUCAUCCUCUUCGUGCAAGCACUUGGAGCUGUACACAUAGAUCAGCAGAAGUCAGAUACCUCAGAUCUGUCUCCUCUUGCAGCGGAAAGAUAUGAAGUAGCACGUGUUGAAAGACAACUCCAACUUGUCCGAGCAACAAAGUUGCUUCAUCUUACCCCAGCAUUGCAUGGAUCGACUGAUGGAAGGAUGAACAGGGUAUCCCGAUUUAACCGCUUUGCAAAUGGUGAUCUGAGUGAACCUAUCGCCUGGCUCAUGAUGUACGAGAAGAAUCGUCGACUUCAGUAUUAUGCGGAUACUGAAGACAAUCGCCAAAGAAGAGCCACAAGACUUGCGCACGAAAGCGGAGGCGUCACUAAAGCUGCCAAUGCCUUAAUCUCCCCAGCACCUUCACCGCGCAACAACGACACGCUGGAGCAUCUUCGCAACCUACACCCUAACGAAGAUCCUGACGAUAUUGCUACUGCGUGGGAUUCCAGCAUCAAAGCUGCGGGAGAUCGUAUAAAAACGCACAAGAUCGACUCCGUCGCCGAAGCUGAUGAACCAUUCGAAAUCAAGUUCAUCAAGCAGACGGUAAAGAAAGCCAACCCUCAGAGUGCUCCGGGGCCUGAUGGUCUUCGUUUUUCGUAUCUCCAAGCUGGUGGGAUGAGUGAUUUUUUUACUGAAACCUUGGCGGACUUCAGCUUUAAAGUCUUCUACUACGGAGACGAGCUUCCGGAUUUCUUUUGGAACCUCCACACCAGUGCCAACCUUUCAGCGCUGGGAGAGAAAAAACGGCCGAUUGCAGUUGGGGGGGUUUUGCGUCGCAUCAUCAGCGGCAGCUUCUGCCACCAGUACAAGGGAGGAAUUGCGAACAUCUUCGAAGCAGCAAAUCAGUUCGGAGGUGGUGUUCCAGGAGGAGUUGAGAUAGUGGCUUCCACAGCAGCCCUCAGCCACCAGCAAGGCAGCACCAUUCUCUCCUUUGAUGGGAAAAACGCUUACAACAGCAUGCGCAGAUCUUCCAUCUUGCCAGCAGUGGCCACUCAUACGCCACACUUGGCGAAGUACUUCGGGAACAUCUACGCUCGAACCAAGGCGAAACUUCUGUUCAAAAUGGAAGAUGGUUCGAUCGAGGUUGUUCUUUCACAGCGCGGAGUUCAACAAGGCUGCAAUUUGGGAGGGUUUGGCUUCUGUGUAGGACUUCUUGAUAUCAUGAAAGAGUUCAACAACAAGCCACCAGUGCCAGGAGCCAAGCUCAUUGGAUACGUCGACGACCUCCAAGUGCAUCUUCCACCAGGUUUGGCUAGAAAUAUUCAGGCCAUCGCCACCGUAACCAACUGGAUCCAAGACCACCUGCUGCAAAAAGGCAUUGAGCUCAGCCUCCCGAAAUCGAAAGUCCUUUUCCCAGAAGGAUUAUUCUUCUCCUCUUUGACAAACGACGAACAGCGAGAUUUGACGAAAACGGGUCUCUCGGUUGCUGAAGGUGGUAUGGCCAUUGUUGGAGUCCCAGUAGGGACAGAGUGCUUCCAGAGGAGUUUCGUCACCAACUUCGCCCGCGGUAACCCUGCUGAGUUGAUACGCCGCCUUUCCACACUUGACGACCCGCAAGCGAGCUACCAACUGCUACGUUUGUCUGGCGUUCCACGCUUGUUUCAUCUGCUGAGAACGAUUGCACCGAGCAUUACCAACACUGCCGCAAGAGAACAUGACAACCUGAUGAUAUGGGCAGUAAGCAAGAUCGUUCUCGGCAAAAUGGCAAACACUGUGGGAAUUCCAACCGUGGAAGAGGUACGCGCAAACCCAGAGAAGAGUGAGGUCGACUUCUUCAAAGAUUCAGCUCGGGCACAGGUGCACCUGCCCAUACGUGAAGGGGGGCUUGGAAUUACGAGCAGUGUUCUCAUUCGAGAAUCGGCUUUUGUGGCAGGGCAAGCAUUAGUGUUCUCCAAGGGCUUUCGAUGGAUGAACGGAUGCUACCUGACCUCUAUCGAGAAUCGAUCGGUCGUGUACUGGGGAGUCACGACCGAACUGACUACGAUACAGGCAGACUUUGCAGCGCAGGUGCAUUGUCACCGUGUAUGGAACGGUUGAGCCGACCCCAUUCCCUGGUCUGCGCGAAGACCGGCGCCUCAACCUUCCUGCACAAUAGGAUGGUUCGCGUGCUGUUAAAGACAUUACGCGAAUGCCACAUGCCAAUCGCUGUUGAAGACUCUUCCCCAUAUACUACAGGCACUGGUAGGGGAAGAGGGCUCUACAAGAUGGAUUUAGUGAUCCCCCCAGGAUUACACGCAGGAGAUAAAGAAGAGGAACUCUGCACCAAAUCCAUCCUUAUAGAUGUCACAGUCGUCAAUCCAUCUGCUAGGCGAAGUAUCGACAAGUCACUCCAAACGCCAGGAUCCGCCCUCGAAGAUCGAGCUGCAAGUAAGGCAAAACACUAUGCGGGAACUUUCAACCCGUCUAGAUCUACCCUCCUUACUGCUGCUUUUUCGACGUAUGGUGGUCUUGGCAAAGGCACCAAUCGACUUAUCGUAGCUAUCGCCAACCACUUGGCAUACGAAGCCUUUUGCAAAGGGAAUUUCGCCGACGAAACAGCCUUGAUUCGCCUGAAGGCUUUUCAUACGAAUAGGAUUCGGAGACGAUUUACUUUCGAGCUGGCUCGUUUCCUGUCCGUACGAACUCGUGAUGUUUUUAAACGUCAUGGACUGCUCAUGGAUCAAUUUCCACCCCGGCCAAUAGGUUGGGAUUUCGAUAGUAGUACAAACGAAAACGAUCAUCAUGAUGGCGAUGAGGGAAAUUCGAGUGGCAACGAUGAAGGAGGAGGAACAGAGGGAACAAGAGGAGGACAAGACAGAGACCAAGACAGCAGUCGAGAAGGGAAUCAUGGCGUGGAAGAGAGCAAGAGCUUCGAGCCAGAGGACCUCCCGCACAACAAAAGACGGAGAGACAGACAAGAAGAAGAGCUGCCAAAAAGUUGCUGCCAAAAUGACGAUGAGAAUAGUGAUGGUAGUAGUGGUGAAAGCAAGAAGAAUGAUAGAGAGAGCACUCCUAAACGAAGUCGAGUGCAGGGUGACAGUCUUAGUAGACACGUGCAGUUUUCUUCUGUUAUUACUACGGUAUCUGUCUUUAAUCCUGAGAAUAGCGUAGCUCCCCCUACGACGCUCGGUCCCGGGGUCCCAGAUAGUGGACUAUAGAAACAUUUUGUGUUUCCCG